GCGGGCUCGACGUACCCCACCGCGGGGUGGUGCUCUGACUGCGGCAACCGUUGAAGAGCUGCCCCCGGGGAGUCAGCGAGGCGCCACUGGUCCCUUAAACAUCUUCUCAAGUUUAUUCUACAUUAAGAGGAAUGACUGCACCAUUUUCCUGAGCUAUGGUAGUCAGACCUGGUAGUGGUAACUUCUCUACAGAAUCCCCAAAUCUGGCAAGGAUGGUACAGAUUUUGGCAGAUUAUGGCUUCAUUCCCGCCCAGCACUGAUGGUAUUAUCAGAGCAACUUUCAUUGUUAGAGAGAGGAGAGAGAGAGAAGCCUUGUUGGUUGACGUCACUUGGUUCAUGAAGCCUUCGCCUAGAAGUGAAGCUGCUGAACAAACCUUGAGAAGAAUCAUCUCCUGCUUCAAUCUGCUGCUGGAUAGGAACUAAUCAGAGAGAGAGAGGCGGAAGACGGAGAAGGAGGGAGCCGAGGGCUUUCCCGAUCACGAAUCUCACCUCCACUCCAACUCUCUUUAUACUUUUCUUGCAGAAAUAAUAAUAGAAAUAAGGAGGUGGCGGGGUUUCCAAAAAUCUUAACCUUCAGCCAUCUGGGGAAGGCAAAAAUCCUAUCCACCGCAACUCUCAGUUCGAAAGUAAAGGUUUCUCAACAGUGAUGUCACAAGAUUGACCACGUUGAUCACAAUAUGGAGUCUGGAGAACGGUUACCGUCCUCAACAGCCUCCUCUACUACACCAACUUCAUCUUCUACACCUUCUGUGGCUUCAGCAGUUUCAAAAGGUGGCCUUUCCACUGGAGUUGCUUCACUUAGCUCUACAAUCAGCCCAUGUGGACAUUUAUUCAGAGCAGCUGGGGAUCAACCGUUUAACCUGUCCACAGUGUCGAGUGCCUUCCCAAUGGUCAGCCACCCAGUCUUUGGUCUACAUUCAGCCAGCUCAGGGCAUUCAGAGUUUGGUGGUUUGGGGACACUUGGUACACCCACAGCCUUAGCCGCACAUCCCCAACUAGCAUCUUUUCCAGGUGCAGAAUGGUGGCGAACAACAGAUGUUCAUACUCGUACGGGGGCAACCUUCUUUUCACCAUUACUGGGAAUUCCACCACUGUUUGCUCCUCCAGCCCAGAAUCAUGAUUCUUCUUCAUUCCAUCCAAGGACUUCAGGAAAAAGUAAUCGAAAUGGUCCUGAAAAAGGUGUAAAUGGGUCAAUAAAUGGAAAUAGUACAUCAUCUGUAAUUGGUAUCAAUACAUCUGUACUCUCCACUACUGCUUCAAGUUCCAUGGGACAAAUUAAAAGUACAAGCUCAGGCGGAGGAAAUAGAAAAUGUAACCUGGAGCAAAGCAAAAACCAGCCUUUGGAUGCUAGAGCUGACAAAAUCAAAGAUAAGAAACCAAGGAAAAAAGCUAUGGAAAGUUCUAGCAACAGCGAUAGUGAUUCAGGCACAUCAUCAGACACCUCAAGUGAAGGCAUUAGUAGUAGUGAUUCAGAUGAUCUAGAGGAAGAUGAAGAGGAAGAAGAUCAAAGCAUUGAAGAAAGUGAAGAUGAUUCUGAUUCAGAGAGUGAAGCACAACAUAAAAGUAACAACCAGGUGCUAUUACAUGGUAUUUCAGACCCAAAAGCAGAUGGACAGAAAGCAACUGAAAAAGCCCAGGAAAAAAGAAUACACCAGCCAUUACCUCUUGUGUCUGAAUCCCAGACUCACUCAUCAUUCCAAUCCCAGCAGAAGCAGCCUCAGGUUUUGUCACAGCAGCUUCCAUUUAUUUUCCAAAGCUCUCAGGCAAAGGAGGAAUCUGUGAACAAACACACCAGUGUAAUACAGUCUACGGGAUUGGUGUCCAAUGUGAAACCUUUAUCUUUGGUAAAUCAAGCCAAAAAGGAAACUUACAUGAAACUCAUAGUUCCUUCUUCUGAUGUACUUAAAGCAGGGAAUAAAAAUACCUCUGAAGAAUCUAGUUCUUUGGCCAGUGAAUUACGAUCUAAACGGGAACAAUACAAACAGGCAUUCCCAUCACAGUUAAAGAAACAGGAGUCAUCUAAGAGCCUGAAGAAGGUUAUUGCAGCUUUGUCCAAUCCAAAAGCAACCUCUACUUCACCAGCAAAUCCAAAACAAACAGUAGAAAAUAACCACCCUAAUCCAUUCUUGACAAAUGCACUUUUAGGUAAUCACCAACCAAAUGGAGUUAUUCAAAGUGUCAUUCAAGAAGCUCCUCUAGCACUUACUACCAAAACUAAAAUGCAGAGUAAGAUUAAUGAAAACACUGCUACUGCAAGUAGCACCCCUUUUUGCUCCCCUAUAAAUUUGAGUACAAGUGGGAGACGAACCCCUGGCAAUCAGACACCUGUAAUGCCCUCUGCCUCUCCCAUACUGCAUAGUCAAGGGAAGGAAAAAGCAGUUAGCAAUAAUGUAAAUCCAGUAAAAACACAGCAUCACUCCCAUCCUGCAAAGUCUUUAGUGGAGCAGUUUAGAGGAACAGAUUCAGACAUUCCCAGUAGUAAAGAUUCUGAAGAUUCAAAUGAGGAUGAAGAAGAAGAUGAUGAGGAAGAGGAUGAGGAAGAUGAUGAAGAUGAUGAAUCUGAUGACAGUCAAUCAGAAUCAGAUAGUAAUUCAGAAUCAGAUACAGAAGGAUCAGAAGAAGAAGAUGAUGAUGAUAAAGACCAAGAUGAAUCAGAUAGUGAUACUGAAGGAGAGAAAACUUCAAUGAAACUGAAUAAAACAACUUCCUCUGUCAAAAGCCCUUCCAUGAGUCUCACAGCUCACUCAACACCUCGUAACCUCCACAUAACAAAAGCCCCAGGCUCUGCUCCUGCUGCCUUAUGUUCUGAAUCACAGUCACCUGUUUUUCUUGGUACAUCUUCUUCCACACUUACUUCAAGUCCACACUCUGGCACCUCCAAAAGAAGAAGAGUAACAGAUGAACGUGAACUGCGUAUUCCAUUGGAAUAUGGCUGGCAGAGAGAGACAAGAAUAAGAAACUUUGGAGGGCGCCUUCAAGGAGAAGUAGCAUAUUAUGCUCCAUGUGGAAAGAAACUUAGGCAGUACCCUGAAGUAAUAAAGUAUCUCAGCAGAAAUGGAAUAAUGGAUAUCUCAAGGGACAAUUUCAGCUUCAGUGCAAAAAUAAGAGUGGGUGACUUCUAUGAAGCCAGAGAUGGACCACAGGGAAUGCAGUGGUGUCUUUUGAAAGAAGAGGAUGUCAUUCCUCGUAUCAGGGCAAUGGAAGGUCGUAGAGGGAGACCGCCAAAUCCAGAAAGACAGCGAACAAGAGAGGAAUCCAGGAUGAGACGUCGGAAGGGUCGACCUCCCAAUGUUGGCAAUGCUGAAUUCUUAGAUAACACAGAUGCCAAAUUGCUAAGAAAACUGCAAGCUCAAGAAAUAGCCAGGCAAGCAGCACAAAUAAAGCUUUUGAGAAAACUUCAAAAGCAGGAACAAGCUCGGGUUGCUAAAGAAGCUAAAAAACAGCAAGCAAUAAUGGCUGCUGAGGAGAAGCGAAAACAAAAAGAACAGAUAAAGAUUAUGAAACAGCAGGAAAAAAUUAAGAGAAUACAGCAAAUCAGAAUGGAAAAAGAACUUCGAGCACAACAAAUUCUAGAGGCUAAAAAGAAAAAGAAGGAAGAAGCGGCAAAUGCCAAAUUAUUGGAGGCCGAGAAACGAAUAAAGGAAAAAGAAAUGAGAAGACAACAAGCCGUUCUUCUGAAACAUCAGGAGUUGGAGAGGCAUAGACUAGAUAUGGUAUGGGAACGAGAGCGAAGGCGACAACAUAUGAUGCUUAUGAAAGCUAUAGAAGCUCGUAAAAAAGCAGAAGAAAAAGAACGAUUGAAGCAAGAAAAACGUGAUGAGAAAAGAUUAAAUAAAGAGCGUAAACUAGAGCAAAGAAGAUUAGAAUUAGAAAUGGCAAAGGAGCUAAAGAAGCCUAAUGAAGACAUGUGCUUAGCAGACCAAAAGCCUUUGCCAGAGUUGCCUCGUAUUCCAGGACUUGUUCUCUCUGGAAGUACAUUUUCAGACUGUCUCAUGGUGGUGCAGUUCUUACGAAACUUUGGUAAAGUUUUGGGCUUUGAUGUGAAUAUUGAUGUUCCAAACCUGAGUGUUCUUCAAGAGGGAUUGCUAAAUAUAGGGGACAGCAUGGGUGAAGUACAAGACUUGCUUGUGAGGCUCCUCUCAGCUGCUGUAUGUGAUCCAGGUCUAAUUACAGGAUACAAGGCCAAAACAGCUCUUGGAGAACAUUUACUGAAUGUUGGCGUGAAUCGAGACAAUGUUUCCGAGAUUUUGCAGAUUUUUAUGGAAGCCCACUGUGGACAAACUGAGCUUACUGAAAGCCUAAAGACCAAAGCUUUUCAGGCUCAUACUCCAGCACAGAAAGCCUCAGUCCUGGCUUUCCUGAUCAAUGAAUUGGCAUGCAGCAAGAGUGUGGUGAGUGAAAUUGACAAGAACAUCGAUUAUAUGUCAAACUUGAGGAGAGAUAAAUGGGUGGUGGAAGGUAAACUCCGCAAGCUCAGAAUCAUUCAUGCUAAGAAAACGGGCAAAAGAGACACUUCAAGUGGCAUUGAUCUUGGAGAAGAGCAGCAUCCCUUGGGCACACCCACUCCAGGACGCAAAAGAAGAAGGAAGGGAGGAGACAGUGAUUAUGAUGAUGAUGAUGAUGAUGAUAGUGAUGACCAAGCUGAUGAAGAUGAUGAGGAUGAAGAAGAUAAAGAAGACAAAAAAGGAAAGAAGACUGAUAUUUGUGAAGAUGAGGAUGAAGGCGACCAAGCAGCAAGUGUUGAAGAGCUAGAAAAACAGAUUGAAAAACUGAGUAAACAACAGAGUCAGUACAGAAGGAAGCUCUUUGAUGCUUCUCACUCUUUACGUUCGAUGAUGUUCGGCCAGGAUCGUUACAGACGACGAUACUGGAUUCUUCCCCAGUGUGGGGGGAUUUUUGUAGAAGGCAUGGAGAGUGGUGAAGGGCUAGAAGAAAUUGCAAAAGAAAGAGAAAAACUUAAAAGGGCAGAAAGUAUCCAGAUCAAAGAAGAAAUGUUUGAGACUUCUGGGGACACUUUAAAUUGUUCAAAUACAGAUCACUGUGAGCAAAAGGAAGAUCUUAAAGAAAAAGAUAACACAAAUCUGUUUCUUCAGAAACCUGGUUCUUUUUCUAAAUUAAGUAAGCUUUUAGAAGUAGCCAAGAUGCCUCCUGAAUCAGAUGUCAUUACCCCCAAACCAAAUGUUAGUGCAAAUGGGUGCACAUUGUCUUAUCCAAACAGUGGAAAACAUUCACUGGGCAGCAUUCAAUCAACAGCAACACAAAGCAGCAUGGAAAAGACAGACUCGAAUAAUCCAUUUAAUACUGGUUCAGGUGGUCCAGGGAAGUUCUACAGUCCUGUCCCCAAUGACCAGUUGUUAAAAACACUGACUGAAAAGAAUAGACAGUGGUUUAGCCUUUUGCCAAGAACACCUUGUGAUGAUACUUCACUUACCCAUGCUGAUAUGUCAACUGCUUUUUUAGUGACUCCUCAGUCUCAGCCACCAUCUAAGUCACCUUCACCUGCCCCAGCUCCGCUUCUUGGAUCAUCUUCUGCUCAGAAUCCUGUUGGCCUAAAUCCAUUUGCUUUAUCACCUCUUCAGAUGAAAAGUGGAGUAUCUAUGAUGGGACUUCAGUUUUGUGGGUGGCCCACUGGUGUGCUUACUUCCAAUAUUCCAUUUACAUCACCUUUACCUAGUCUGGGAUCAGGGUUGGGAUUAUCAGAAGGAAAUGGUAAUUCCUUCUUGACUUCGAAUGUUUCCUCAAGUAAAAGUGAAUCUCCAAUACCACAGAGUGAAAAAGUCUCUUCAACUCAACCUGCAGCUGUUGAAGUAGCAAAACCAGUAGAUUUUCCUAGCCCAAAACCUAUUCCAGAAGAAAUGCAGUUUGGUUGGUGGAGAAUUAUUGACCCAGAGGACCUAAAAGCUUUGCUCAAAGUGCUACAUCUCAGAGGAAUAAGGGAAAAGGCAUUACAAAAACAAAUUCAGAAACACUUGGAUUAUAUUACUCAAGCCUGCAUUAAGAAUAAGGAUGUUGCUAUUAUUGAAUUAAAUGAAAAUGAAGAAAACCAAGUAACUCGAGAUAUUGUGGAGAACUGGUCAGUAGAAGAACAAGCAAUGGAAAUGGAUUUGAGUAUCCUUCAACAGGUAGAAGAUCUAGAAAGGAGAGUGGCAUCAGCAAGUUUGCAAGUGAAGGGUUGGAUGUGUCCAGAUCCUGCAUCAGAAAGGGAGGACUUGGUAUAUUUUGAACAUAAGUCAUUUACUAAAUUGUGCAAGGAACAUGAUGGAGAAUUUACUGGCGAAGAAGAAAGCAGUGCACAUGCACUAGAACGGAAGAGUGACAACCCCCUAGAUAUAGCUGUAACCAGGCUGGCUGAUUUGGAGCGGAACAUUGAAAGAAGGUAUCUGAAGAGCCCCUUAAGUACCACCAUUCAGAUCAAACUGGAUAAUGUGGGCACAGUUACUGUCCCUGCUCCUGCACCAUCCAUUAGUGGUGAUGGUGACGGAAUUGAAGAGGAUAUUGCUCCAGGGCUCAGGGUAUGGAGAAGGGCAUUAUCAGAAGCUCGCAGUGCUGCACAGGUAGCUCUGUGCAUUCAGCAGUUACAGAAAUCAAUAGCAUGGGAAAAAUCAAUUAUGAAAGUUUACUGCCAGAUCUGUCGAAAGGGAGACAAUGAAGAACUGCUGCUCCUUUGUGAUGGUUGUGACAAAGGCUGUCAUACAUACUGCCAUAGACCCAAGAUCACAACUAUACCAGAUGGAGACUGGUUUUGUCCAGCUUGCAUUGCUAAGGCAAGUGGUCAGACUCUAAAAAUCAAAAAGCUUCAUGUCAAAGGAAAAAAGACUAAUGAGUCAAAGAAAGGCAAGAAAGUAACUUUAACAGGGGAAACUGAAGAUGAAGACUCUGCAUCUACAAGUAGUUCACUAAAAAGAGGAAACAAAGACCUCAAAAAAAGAAAAAUGGAGGAAAACACAUCUAUUAACUUGUCAAAACAAGAAAGUUUUACUUCUGUUAAGAAACCUAAAAGAGAUGACUCCAAGGACCUAACUCUUUGCAGUAUGAUUCUGACUGAAAUGGAAACUCAUGAGGAUGCAUGGCCUUUUCUACUUCCUGUAAACUUGAAACUUGUUCCUGGUUAUAAGAAAGUUAUUAAGAAGCCUAUGGAUUUUUCCACAAUUAGAGAGAAACUAAGUAGUGGACAGUAUCCAAACCUUGAAACCUUUGCUCUAGAUGUCAGGCUUGUUUUUGACAACUGUGAAACAUUUAAUGAAGAUGAUUCUGAUAUAGGCAGAGCUGGCCACAGUAUGAGAAAAUAUUUUGAAAAAAAGUGGACAGAUACUUUCAAAGUGAGCUGAAGUUAUAAUUUUUUUUCCUUUUAAACAAGGACAAAUGAGACCAGCAAUGUGAACUGUAUUUACAUAAACGUGCAAGGCACAUACAUAAUGACUUUUUUUUUCUUAGAGUAAGUAUCAAAAAAAAAAAAAAGUAUCAGAAGAAUGAUACCAUUUUUAAAGGCUUCACUCCUACAACAACCAAGGCCCUUGGUUAUUGGUUUGUGUGAUUUAUCAGCUAAUUUAGGUAGAACAGGGAAGCACACCCAAAGAAUUUUCAAAGGAAAGGGUGUUAUAGUGCAAUAGCAAUUAAAAUAUAUCAAAUCGCACUGAAUAUUCAACACCAGAGCUCUAAUGUGGGAAAUGGUUCUCCUUUCCCUCUCAAUAAAUAUCUAUUUUUCAUUUUUUUACUUUGUAGUUUAUUUUUUAGUGAAUGUAUUUAAUUUUAUGAAUUAUUUAUGAUUAAACCACAUCCAGAAUCUUCGUUUUCUGUGAAAAGGAAGAACUAGAAAAUUGCUUUAAAUCUUGAAAAUACAACAAGGAAUGUUUUAAAAUAUAAAACAAAGCCAAGUUAAACUGUUUACACUGAUGUGCUAUGAAAGCACCAAAAAUAAACUUUACUGUAGAGUUACAAGUACAUUUAUAUAUAUAUAUAUGUUGCUGCAUCACUUGUGUAGUUAAAUUGUAUUUCAAGACAGUGAAAGAAAUUGACGUGUAUAUACUGUUCAUUAUUGUUUAUAUUGUCUUGUUUUAAAUAUGUAUUAUGUGUAUAUAUUGUUUGCAGACAUUAUUGUUUAUGCCUUAGAAGGAUUGUAGCAUUUUAUUUUAGUCGGAAGGUAUCGCUAUACAGCCUGUACAGUAAUUAUCCUCUACCAACACUGUGGCGUCUCCUUAAUCUUGGUAGUGCCUGCCUUUGAAACAGGGUGUAGGGGAUAUUAGUUUUCCAUUUUUCUAUUUUGUUAUAUAAUUUUAAGCCACCAGGGCCUAAAUUAAAGUAUAAUCAUUUGUAUCCAUGUGGAAUAAAAUUGUGACAAUUUCCUACGCACACAGUAUUUUUUCAUAGAAACAUUUCCCUCCCAUUUGCCUUGCCUCAAAAAUAAAUUUAAAAGACAUUUGUAACCACUGUGUUUUAUCUACUGUGUGUUGUGGUGGCCUGUUGGAGGCAAAUAGAUCAGAAUUUUUUUUGUACCUAUGUAAGAGUACUUGAAGUUUUAUUUAAAAUAAAAUGUUGUGGAAAAGGUAGCAUUCUUUUUUUAGGAGUGUUAUUUUUCACUACUAUGUGUGGCACGGAUACAAUAAAAGACUUUUACAAACUA
Messenger RNA from Microcebus murinus (gray mouse lemur), 8620 nucleotides. The record is from RefSeq and is a predicted model, not a curated record. NCBI's taxonomy places the organism in Eukaryota, Metazoa, Chordata, Mammalia, Primates, Cheirogaleidae.